Molecule: messenger RNA, 1843 nt
Organism: Vigna angularis (adzuki bean)
Lineage: Eukaryota; Viridiplantae; Streptophyta; Magnoliopsida; Fabales; Fabaceae
Product: 3-ketoacyl-CoA synthase 1
Exons: 1
Coding region: 207-1778 (523 amino acids)
Biological process (GO): fatty acid biosynthetic process
Cellular component (GO): membrane
Molecular function (GO): acyltransferase activity, transferring groups other than amino-acyl groups
Source: RefSeq, a predicted model, not a curated record
UACCAAGUGAUGCUACUAUUAUGACAUUGGCUUAACAUGUUUGUUGAUGACUGUUUGAGGAUUUGGUUUUUGGUUUUUUCCCAAAGUGUAAUAAUGGUUCAGCUUCCUCCUAACGCCACACCCUUCUAGUCUCUGCUUUAUAAGCCAACCAAAACCCACCGCUUCCACAUCAAAAUUCCACAAUAAAACACAACACGAUAAAAACUAUGGGUGGCGAUAGCAUAGACAUGGACAGGGAGAGAUUGACGGCGGAGAUGGACUUCAAGGACUCCUCUUCCGUCGUCAUCAGAAUCCGCCGCAGACUCCCGGACUUCCUUCAGUCGGUGAAGUUAAAGUACGUGAAGUUGGGAUUGGGAUACGGUUACUCAUGCAACGCAGCCAGCAUUGUGAUGUUGGCAGUCACCCUUCCUCUCUGCUUCUCCCUCACCGGUCUCAAACUCUCUAAACUCUGCUCCCACCAGCUAGACGCCGAGACCGUGGUGGCGGCUUCCGCUGCGCUCCUUUCCCUCGCCGCUCUCUGCCGCUGGAAGCGCUCGGGCGCGGUGUAUCUGGUGGACUUCGCUUGCUACAAGCCGGAGAAGGAGCGGAAAAUCUCGGUGGAAUCCUUCCUGAAGAUGACAGAAGAGAGUGGGGGGUUCGAGGAAGAGUCUCUUCAAUUCCAAAGGAAGAUUUCGACAAGAGCGGGUCUUGGCGACGAGACUUACCUUCCCAGAGGAAUCACUUCCCGCCCGCCCAAUCUCUGCAUGAGCGAGGCGCGCUUGGAGGCCGAAGCGGUGAUGUUCGGCGCGUUGGACGCGCUUUUCGCGAAAACCGGCGUGGAGCCUAAGGACAUUGACAUCCUGGUGGUGAAUUGUAGUUUGUUCAACCCCACCCCUUCUCUCUCCGCCAUGAUUGUGAACCACUACAAGCUGAGGAGCAACAUCAAGAGCUACAACCUCGGCGGCAUGGGAUGCAGUGCCGGACUUAUUUCCGUUGACCUGGCCAAGGACCUUCUCAAAGCCAACCCCAAUUCCUACGCCCUGGUGCUCAGCAUGGAGAACAUAACCCUCAACUGGUACUUCGGCAACGAUCGCUCCAUGCUCCUCUGCAACUGCAUUUUCCGAAUGGGCGGCGCCGCCGUCCUCCUCUCCAACAAGUCUUCUGAUCGGUCGCGAUCUAAGUACCAGCUGCUCCACACUGUCAGAACCCACAAGGGCGCCGACGACAAGAACUACAACUGCGUCUAUCAGAAAGAGGACGAUACCGGAAAAGUGGGGGUGUGUUUGGCGCGGGAGCUAAUGGCUGUGGCAGGGGAUGCUCUGAAGACAAACAUCACAACCUUGGGUCCGAUGGUUCUGCCUUACUCGGAGCAGUUGAUGUUUUUCCUGUCACUGGUUCGGAGAAAGCUGUUGAAGAUGUCGAGGGUGAAGCCGUACAUUCCGAACUUCAAGCUGGCCUUCGAGCACUUCUGCAUCCACGCCGGCGGAAGGGCGGUGUUGGAUGAGUUGCAGAAGAAUCUCCAGCUGAGCGAGUGGCACAUGGAGCCCUCGAGAAUGACGCUCCACCGCUUCGGCAACACCUCCAGCAGCUCCCUCUGGUACGAGCUUGCCUACACGGAGGCCAAGGGUCGGGUCGGCAAGGGGGACCGGGUCUGGCAGAUCGCAUUCGGGUCGGGUUUCAAGUGCAACAGCGCCGUCUGGAAGGCGAUGCGGGACAUGCCGAACUUAACUGAAUGGCGUGGCAACCCCUGGGACGAUUCCGUCCACGACUAUCCCGUUAAUCUUUCUUCCACUUCUUAAUUAAUAUAUAUCCAUCAAUACAAUGGUAAUUAAUUGGUUAAUCAACUAUAAUUACAAUAAUAUUA